AUGGCUGCAAACCAUGUACGGCUGUUAAAUAAAGUGUACGUUUUCUUAUUGUUAGUACUAGCUUGUGUCUCGGCGUUUUUAAACUUGGAAGAAUUGAACGAGAUGAAAUAUGAGCUCAAGAUUCUUCCUGAUCCUGUCAUCAUGGGCCAGACCAAGACGGACGAGGUCAUGAUGGUGUCCAGCAAGUACAAACAGCUGUAUGAAUGUCGACUUCCAGCCCAGGCGGUCCGCUUUCACCAGGACUCUGUGUCCGAUCCUGAUUCUCAAGGGUACACAGGGCCGGAAAUCCCUGAUCUACUUAGCCCCAUGCGAGAGUCCCCCUGUCUUGUGUUGACAAAAGAUUGGUGGACAUAUGAGUUCUGCUAUACUCAGCAUAUCAGACAGUACCACCUUGAAGAUUCCGAAAUCAAAGGAGACGUUCUCUUCCUGGGCUAUUAUGAGACUGAAUUUGACUGGAGCAAUGAAACCGCAAAGACGUCAAAACAGCACAGACUAAAACGCUUCCACAGUCAGACCUAUGUAAAUGGCUCUAAGUGUGACAUCAAUGGGAAUCCCAGGGAGGCUGAAGUUCGGUUUGUAUGUGAAGAGGGUUCGGGUGACUACAUCGCGCGAGUGGAUGAGCCACAGUCAUGCCGUUACGUGCUGUCCAUUCAUACAAGUCGCACGUGCCAGCAUCCUUUACUGAGCCCUCCAUCCACUGCCAAGCCCCAGGGGAUCGUAUGCCAGCCGGCACUAAAUUCACAACAGUACAUGGACUAUGUCAAAGCUCAAGUCUCGGACACAAAGCGUAAAGUGGAGCAAAUCUCUGAGGAGUUGAGGAGCAUUGAUGAGAUGUUGGCUGGGAAUGAGGAGGCAGCGGUGGACGUAACCGUAGAAGAAAGCUCUCCAGAUGCCAUCAAUGAUCAGGACACGUUUCACAAGAAAGAUACUACUGACAUGUCUGAGGAUGUAGAGUCAGAAGACCUAGUGGAUUCUCAGAUAUUAGAGGGAAAUACGAAACCAGGGACUUCAAAAACAAGCACUUCCCAUGAUGACAGCGAGCAGGCAGAUGAUGAUGGCUUAAAUUCAGUCGUAGAAAAUGAAGUCAUAGAUGAUGGAAAUGAAGCCGAAAAUUUCAACUUUAAGAUCAUCACUGACCCAUCAGACCUAAUGAAAUUUGUCCAGCAUCUCAAGGAGAGUAACAGAAAGAAAGCACAAAAACAUGCAAACAAAGAAGCCGAGAAAAGCGGAUCCAUAAAGAGCCGAAAAGAUGACAGCGAGGAUGAUGAUGAUGAACGGCUCCUUCAGGAGUUUGAAGAUGAAAUGGCGGACAUCUCUUUACCAGUUGAUAAGACUAACGAGAUUAAGGAAACGAUGCAAAACGAGUUUGAUAACAUCAUAAAUGAGGCACAGCAAGAAUUGGAGACAGAAGGGCUGAAGGGGGAGUUUGAUCGCACUCAGGCGACACAGGCACUGGAGACGACGCUCGAUAAGCUUCUUGAUCAUUUGGAGGGGAAAGAGGAGCAAGAACCUAAGCAGCAAACGACAGGGGCACCAAAGGCAAACGACCCAGCACGGGGAAGUCCCAGCCUGGUUCCAAGGAAGCCCGACCAAGAUGCUGAUGAUGACCGUGUUAAGAUCAAAAUUACUAAGUAUAAGACAGGCAGCAGCUCUGGUGGGGAGUUCAAAGUACAGGAGUUGGGAAAAGGAGAUCCGCAAUGGCAGCACAUUAAGGACGUGGUUAAAGAACAGCUAGAGAAAGCAGGACUGAAGGCCGAAGGUAAAAUUGAAGUAAAAAUCUUGACGCGAAAGCAUGCAGAUGAGACAGGUGAUCAGUGGCUGACUGAGGAAGACACAAAAUCAUUCCGAGAGCUCCUCAUAAACCUGCUGACUGGAGGAACGGAAGAAGUUCACAAAGAGCAAAAGAGACAACAGGAGCUAGAGAACAACUAUAGGUUUGUUUGGGGCGAGGGCCAAGAGGAUUCACAGUCUUCCAGCAACUCUGAUUCAGACGACGUGGAUUUGUGA
Molecule: messenger RNA, 2007 nt
Organism: Nerophis lumbriciformis (worm pipefish)
Lineage: Eukaryota; Metazoa; Chordata; Actinopteri; Syngnathiformes; Syngnathidae
Source: RefSeq, a predicted model, not a curated record